AUGAACGUGAACAAUCUUUCAGAGCAUCUACAAAAUCUGAUAUCAAGUGACUCGGAGUUGGGCUCGCGCUUGCUAUCAUUGCUACUGGUUAGCAGUGGCAACGCGGAGGAGCUCAUCAGCAUGAUUAAUAACGGCCAGGAUGUUUCACAGUUCAAAAAGCUGCGCGAGCCGAGAAAGGGGAGGGUUGCCGCAACGGCGGCAGUUGUUGUGAAAGAGGAGGAGGCGCCUGUGGGCAUAUCUAACGAACUGGAUAAAAUCAAGCAAGAGCGAAGAAGGAAGAACACGGAGGCGUCGCAGCGGUUUCGCAUUCGCAAGAAACAAAAGAACUUCGAGAACAUGAACAAGCUGCAGAACCUGAACAUGCAAAUCAACAAACUUCGCGAUCGUAUAGAGCAGCUAAACAAGGAAAAUGAGUUCUGGAAGGCCAAAUUGAAUGACAUCAAUGAGAUCAAGUCUAUGAAACUGCUGAACGACAUUAAAAGGCGAAACAUGGGCAGAUAG
Saccharomyces mikatae IFO 1815 is the source of this 501-nucleotide messenger RNA. RefSeq names its product Met28p (gene MET28). Gene Ontology annotation, molecular function: RNA polymerase II transcription regulatory region sequence-specific DNA binding; DNA-binding transcription activator activity, RNA polymerase II-specific. Gene Ontology annotation, biological process: regulation of transcription by RNA polymerase II. Gene Ontology annotation, cellular component: Cbf1-Met4-Met28 complex; nucleus. The coding region runs from base 1 to 501 and encodes 166 amino acids. The record is from RefSeq and is a predicted model, not a curated record. The transcript has a single exon. Lineage: Eukaryota; Fungi; Ascomycota; Saccharomycetes; Saccharomycetales; Saccharomycetaceae.